CGUCCGGAACCGUUAUUUUAAAUUUAUAGUAGAAAUUUUACAAAGCAUCCAAAAGAUGAGUACAAAGGUAUCGAACCCUAUCUUGACUGUAAAUACAUUCGUCAAUAAGUUCCUGAUUUAUUAUCGGCUCAUCGAUAAAAUUGUGCCCGACAAUGAAUUAUUUACAAAGGCCAAAAAAGAACUGAUUGAUGUUAUGCACUCUAUGAGUGGUCUGCUCGAAGAACAAUACAUAGAAAUUUUCAUAGCUCAUGAUAUCAUAUUCUAUUAUAACGAAUUGAUAGAAAUGGGUCCGGCGGAUUUGUCUUUUAAAAGCUUGUGCUUCCUCGAAUCUGUCACUGAACUCCCAAAUGAUGAAACCAUAAUUAAAAAAUUAGCUGAAGAAUGUGUAAAACAUGAUGUGUACGGAAAUUGCCUGAAACAGUUGGAGUUUGCAAAAGAGAGACGAUUAUUUUUUGAAACCACACUGUUCCAUGUGAUAUCGAACCUACUGAAACUUCAGAGUUACAAAAUUGCUGAUUGUGAUGGAGAUUAUUAUUUGUUGGGUUGGUUGGUGACACGACUGGACGAGUUGCCUCUCACCGACGUAAGGAAAUCUUGGAUUGUAUGUAUGAUGCUGACUUUAACCAAGGAUAAUCCGAGGGGUUUAGAGGAGUUUGGCAAAAUGAAUGGCAUCGCUCCAAGUAUGAUUGACUUAGCACAUUAUGUUUUUGCCGACAUUUCCGAUUUGUUUUAUUUAAAUGUUAUAUUCAAUUUGUUAGAGGCGGUGUUACCGUACCAUGAGAACAAGAAGUGUUUUGUAAGAGAACAUGGCGUGCAAUACUUGUUGUCUCUUGUUGAGGGCCACCAAUACGACAGUUAUAUUGCUUUGAAAAUUUUUAACGUCGCAUUAUGCGGACAAGAAGGAAUCGAAGUGUGCAAAGAGGUUUUCGAGUACACCGGUUUGGAAAUAUUCUUUUCUUUCUUCAUGAUGCCGUUUGAUGAAACUCUUUUGGAAGGGGUUGAUUACUGCGAAAGAGACUUUGAUUUUUAUAUGUUACAUAUCAUUUAUUGUUUAAUAAGAGCGAGUAGAUGCCUUAAUAAAAAGAAGAUUUUUCGUAUGUUCAGCAAUAGUAAGAGAAAAUUCGACAAAAUUCUAGAUCUACACAAAAAGUAUAUAGAAUUAUUAAAACUCACAAGGGAUGAAUCCUUCUGGUCUUGCCUGCAAUUUGCUAGUGGAAUUUUAUUAGAACUGGCUCUUUGUAGAAGCGAUAUUAAAGAAAAAUUAAAUGAAUAUUUGUCCAGGAAUGAUAUGACAAAAGAAGACAUUACUGAUUGUGUACCACGACUGGUGAAUAAUUUGGCACAAAUGUCGUACGAAGAUGAUGACUGGGUUAGGGAGGAACAAAUGAGACUGAUUCAUUUAUGGGAUUCGCUUUAGUUAGAUAUUUUAUGUGCGUAUGUAUGGAAAGAAUUUAAUUGGUGGUGUCAUAGAAUUGACUGACGAUGAUUCUCUUGCUGUUUCUCAUACAUCAACAACAUAUGUAAAAGUACAUUGUAAUCAAUAUUUUUGUUAUUGCAAAAAAUUAUUGGUAUAUAAGUAAAUGUGACGAAUAAAAUACAUACAACAAUA
Messenger RNA from Aethina tumida (small hive beetle), 1609 nucleotides. RefSeq lists its product as uncharacterized. NCBI's taxonomy places the organism in Eukaryota, Metazoa, Arthropoda, Insecta, Coleoptera, Nitidulidae. The record is from RefSeq and is a predicted model, not a curated record. Bases 56 to 1417 code for a protein of 453 amino acids. Gene Ontology annotation, cellular component: spliceosomal complex. The transcript is spliced from 2 exons.